Molecule: messenger RNA, 4008 nt
Organism: Lethenteron reissneri (Far Eastern brook lamprey)
Lineage: Eukaryota; Metazoa; Chordata; Hyperoartia; Petromyzontiformes; Petromyzontidae
Gene: EXOC8
Product: exocyst complex component 8
Biological process (GO): intracellular protein localization; Golgi to plasma membrane transport; exocytosis
Cellular component (GO): exocyst
Source: RefSeq, a predicted model, not a curated record
UCGUCUUCUUCCUGUGUUCGCCUCUCUCGCGCCCUUUGACGCUGCCGCUAAGCUCACCUCAUCGUUGUUAUUGUGUUAUUAUUGUACUCGUCCGUGUCGAUACAGGGUCGUGAUUGAUAUCGGUUUAAACCGCAAGUCAUGACGGAGACAUCCAAGUUGGCUCGGCAGCUGAUCGUGCCUAACUUCGACCCCCAGGAGUAUGUGAAGGCUCUGUCUCAGCAGUCGGACGCUGACCGUGAUCUUCAGGAACAUCGGCAGAGGAUCCAAAACCUCGCGGAUGAAACUGCCCUCAAUCUGAAGAAAAAUGUCUACAAGAAUUACCACCAGUUCAUUGAGACCGCCAAGGAGAUCUCUUACCUGGAGAGUGAGAUGUACCAGCUCAGCCACAUCCUGACAGAGCAGAAGACCAUUAUGGAGAGCAUCACACAGCUCCUGCUAUCCACCGAUAAGGAGGAAGCAGCCAAAGAGAAGCCAACUGCUUUUCCCAAAGAGACCGAGGAGGUGAAACAAAGGACCCUUACCACCCUUCUGGAGAAGGUUGAGGGUUGUAAGGACAUCAUGGAGACGCCCGGCCGGUACCUGGUGUACAACGGGGACCUGGUGGAGUACGACGCCGAGACCAUGAGCCAGAUCCAGAGGGUGCACGCAUUCCUCAUGAACGACUGCCUCCUCAUCGCCACAUGGCUGCCCAACAGGCGUGGAGCUGUCCGCUACCGCUACCACUCCCUCUACCAGCUUGGAGACCUGGCCAUCAUCAACGUCAAGGAUAAUGGACCCAUGAAGGACAUGUUCAAGGUGAUGAAAUACCCGGAUUGCCGCAUAUUUCAAGCAGAAAACAUCAAAAUAAAGAAAGAGUGGCUGGAUAUCCUCGACGAGACCAAGAAGAGCAAAGCUGCGAGUGACAAGCUGAAAAAGGAGGAGGAGAGGCCCAUGUCUCCAAAAACCCCUGACUCGCCAGCGAACCCCUUCGAAGUUGACGAGCCGGCGGAGAGUCCAACGCAGGAGGAGGCAGUGAACCUAUCCCUUGAGUGGAUUCAGGAGCUGCCUGAAGACCUGGACGUGUGCAUCGCCCAGCGCGACUUUGAGGGGGCGGUCGACCUCCUGGAUAAACUUAAAGCGUAUUUGAAAGACAAGCCCACCACUCUGCCUGUAAAACAGCUCAGGGCGAAGGUUGAGGAGCGGGUGAAACAGCUGACAGACGUGCUGGUGUUUGAACUGUCGCCCGACCGAUCACUGAGGGGUGGCCCGAGGGCAACACGGCGCGCUGUCUGCCAGCUCAUCCGCCUCGGCCAGUCAACUAAGGCGUGCGAGCUCUUCCUAAAGAACCGCGAGGCUGCGGUGCACACGGCGACGCGGCAGCUGCGCAUCGAGGGCUCCACACUGCUCUACAUCAACAAGCUCUGUAACGUGUUCUUCACCAGCCUGCUGGACACGGCACGCGAGUUCGAGCGGGAUUUCGCUGCCGACUCCGGCUGCUACUCGUCUUUUGUGGUGUGGUCACGCUCUGCGAUGAAGAUGUUCGCUGGGGCGUUCUGCAAACAGGUGUUUGACAGCAAGGAGAGCCUCUCCACUGUAGCUGAGUGCGUGGCCGUGGCUAAGAGGCAUUGCGAAAAGCUCAGUGAGAUUGGGUUGGAUCUCACCUUCACACUGCAGUCUCUGCUGUUCAAGGACAUGAAGGCUGCCCUUCAAAGCUACAAGGACAUCAUCAUUGAGGCGACCAAGCACCGAAACUCUGAGGAAAUGUGGAGGCAGAUGAACUUGAUGACUCCACAAGCCCUGCAGAAACUGAAGGAUGAAAUGAUGUCCAGUGGCAUCUCGAACUUCUCCCAGUACACAGGCCAAGACUGCUGGGUCAAUCUCAGCUACACUAUCGUGGCGUUCACCAAACAGCUGUUGUCCUUCUUGGAGGAUGGACUCAAACUCUACAUGGCCGAACUGCACAUGGUCCUGGUGGAUGGUCUGAUCGAGAUCAUCCUGGUGGCCGUGCAGCAUGUGGACUACAGCCUGCGCUGCGAGCAGGACCCCGAGAAGAAGAAGUUCAUUCGCCACAACGCCUCCUUCCUCCUGGAGACGAUCCUACCCCACAUCGAGCACCGUUUUGAGGAAGGGGCCAGGAAGCCAGCUCGUCAGCUGGCCGAACUCAGGAAGGAUAUGACCAAGGCCGGCUCAAAGCCUCGUGUUAACCCAGAGAGCCUCAACUCUCUCGUGUGACCAGUAAGGAGACAGUGGGGCUUCCAGCCAAGCAGCUGCUGGAGCUGCACAAGGAAAUGUUGAAGCUCCCGUCCUUCCAGAACGUCAACCCAAGUAGCACAACGUCGGAUGUGUGAGGAACUCGCCGGCUGAUGCCAUCAGGUGGUUGAAGGAGCGGUUUGGUCGCUGUAAUUCUUAACUCCAGUCCAUCCUGCCCACUGUUCCAUUUAUCUGCAUUUGCUGAGCAACAGUCGUGUAAUGUUACACUUUACUUUGUAUACUCGGGACCUGUAAGAGCAUAACUCUGGGCUGGAGUUUUGUAGUCCCUGAAGUACUGUAAAUUAAGAAAUGCUCAAUUUAUUUAUCGCAUACCCAAGAAAUAGAAAUGUGCACUUGUAGUCACCCGAGCAGGAGCAGUGUGACCUGCUUUGGUUCAACACUGAUAGGUUUUGGGAACCUAGCCAUGGGUCUAAACAAAACGUAGAAAAUACAUGUUUGCGAUAGAAAUCAAAUGCUGACGUAGAGAGGUUAUUCUCAGAGUUGCAGUUCUUGUCAUCUCUCCCAAUGAUAUUUUUGCUGCGUUUUAUGCCGACCAAUUCAGUAUAAAUGUGUAUUGGUAUUAAGCUGUAUUAUACAUCAUUUGAGCAUAUUGAUUGGUAAACAUUGAAAGUUGAGCUGAACAUCCACCAGUUGUUUCUACCUUUUCAUGCUUGUGUCUUUUUAGCCACGUUAGUUUGCAAGUUUAUCCCAAUCACAAAUGCUAGUUUCAACAUCACCUUCGUUACCGUCUCUCUAGCAUGGCCAUGUGUACAUUUGUUUCCCAUUGGCCACAAUGGAUAAAUGAUGACUGGUAUGCAAUUCCCACUCUGUCUGUUUGCCUUGUCCACACAUUUGGUGUGCACUCUCUGGUAGCCACUCUUUCUGUUGCUUUCGGAGUGGCAGGUGACAGUGAGGCUAUGAUCGCUGAUAUUUUCAGUUCACGCCCUCAAAAAGCAAACUAGUGUUGGUGGAAUUGAUGUUUUAUCGCUUUUUCUGUCCUGCUCUUGCCCGGUCUGCUUUUGGCUCUCGCGUUCUAAGAGGAAUGACCAGAAGAAAGCUUUUGAAAAGAGUGUCGAAUGAUAUUGGUAUGUGCUGCCGAUUUUCAGAUUGAUCAAAAAUAUGAAAAUGGUGCCUUGAGUACGAAAUUUUGAACGAUCCAAAUUACGUAUUAUUCGGAUUGCUUCAAAAACUGGAAGUGACAAUAAUAACGUUACUGUACUUUCGCUCCCUGCCAAAAGUGAUGUCAUGUGGCACAAGAACAUUUGACAUUGGUAGAUAAUGUAAACGAUAAAAAAUAAUCUGAAAACAUCCCAAAAUUGCCAUUUAUAAUUUGAAAUAAAAAAAAACACGUAAGCACUUUUAAUUUGAAAAGUGGACCGUUUUAUAAUAUACGGCACCUCCGAUUAGCACGGUGGGCUACGUGCGGUGGAAAUAAGUUCAUCAAACAUGGUUCACUCCUCAAGUUACAUUUCACGUUGCUUCAACACUCACGCUCAUUGUAUUCUUCAUGCAAAUGUCAUGAUUGGAAAGUUUUACGGGAACGUUCUUGCCAUUUUAUGCUUGAUGUCCCAUGUGUUGCACUGACUUUAACAAUUACAUUACAGGUUUCGUAGAACUGUGCUUGUAUAUUGUGUGUAAACUUCCAAUACAUCAUGUAAUGUAGUUGCACUGAUAUGUCUUAACAUUUUAAUGAGUUCUGCACACGCAAAUUAUAACCUAAGUUAACACUGAAAAUGAACACGUGUAAUUUGUUAUUGCUAAAUAAAAAUGUAAACCACU